AUGGCUUUGCAGGAGGAGUUUGAACAAUAUGCUGAGCAGGCCAAAUCAUUGCCUCCAAUGACCAAGGAUGCAGAUAAACUCAUCCUGUAUGGGCUUUAUAAGCAGGCAACUGUUGGAGCUGUAAACACUAACCGUCCCGGAAUUUUCAUCCCAAAGGAGAGAGCCAAAUGGGAUGCAUGGAAACAAGUUGAAGGGAAGUCCAAAGAGGAAGCAAUGGCUGAGUACGUCACAAAGGUGAAGCAGUUGCAGCAAGUAGUUUCUGCAUAAUUGGUUCAUCCAUCAGUUUCUAUUUCAAAGUGUGUUCAUGAUCAUGUUGUUUGUU
Ilex paraguariensis (yerba mate) is the source of this 322-nucleotide messenger RNA. The record is from the annotation of a GenBank genome assembly. NCBI's taxonomy places the organism in Eukaryota, Viridiplantae, Streptophyta, Magnoliopsida, Aquifoliales, Aquifoliaceae.